GACCAAAAUGUCCUCACUGCUGAAGCCGUUUUCGGUGUGUGAGGGGCCGUGCGACAGCUGCUGUGUCAGGAGAGGAUGUCCGAGCUCGGCUCCCCAUCAGCAGCUUCCAUCCCGGCGUCUGGCCGCCGCGGCGGGGCUUGGAUUUCUGCCGACACACCAGCGGUCAUCCGCGGCGAGGAGAAAUCUGGCGGCCGCUGCCGUCGGAGGGAGGAAAAUCACGCAUCCUGGAAAGGCCAUCCUUGCAGGUGGCAUUGCAGGAGGAAUCGAGAUCUGUAUUACCUUCCCUACAGAGUAUGUCAAGACCCAGCUGCAGCUAGACGAGAGAGCCAACCCGCCACGAUACAGAGGGAUCGGUGACUGUGUGAAGCUGACCGUGCAGGAUCACGGGCUCAGAGGAUUGUAUCGAGGUCUCAGCUCUCUGCUCUAUGGAUCAAUACCCAAGUCUGCAGUGAGGUUCGGCACGUUUGAGAUGCUCAGCAACCCAAUGCGAGACCCCACGGGACGGCUAGACAACACGCGGAGCCUCGUGUGUGGUUUAGGAGCAGGCAUAGCAGAGGCCAUCGUGGUUGUCUGCCCCAUGGAGACACUCAAGGUGAAGAUGAUCCAUGACCAGUGUUCCCUCAGACCUCGCUACAGAGGCUUCUUUCACGGAGUCAGUGAGAUUAUCAGAGAACAGGGUGUGAGGGGGACGUAUCAAGGUCUGACAGCCACUGUGCUGAAACAAGGAACCAAUCAGGCCAUCCGAUUCUAUGUGAUGAACUUGCUGCGCAAUUGGUACAAAGGUGACGACCCCAGGCGAGAAAUGCACCCAAUUGUCACGGCGAUGUUUGGAGCGACGGCGGGAGCUGCCAGCGUCUUUGGAAACACACCUCUGGAUGUGGUGAAAACCAGGAUGCAGGGUUUGGAGGCCCACCGCUACAAAACCAGAGGUUAUGUGCCAGAGAACUUCUUGGCACAGUGCAGUAACUUCCUGGAGUCACUGGUUGGCUAG
Messenger RNA from Micropterus salmoides (largemouth bass), 991 nucleotides. RefSeq names its product tricarboxylate transport protein A, mitochondrial-like. NCBI's taxonomy places the organism in Eukaryota, Metazoa, Chordata, Actinopteri, Centrarchiformes, Centrarchidae. The record is from RefSeq and is a predicted model, not a curated record. Bases 8 to 991 code for a protein of 327 amino acids. The transcript is spliced from 9 exons. Gene Ontology annotation, biological process: mitochondrial citrate transmembrane transport.